This is a messenger RNA of Anisakis simplex (herring worm), 330 nucleotides long. The record is from the annotation of a GenBank genome assembly. NCBI's taxonomy places the organism in Eukaryota, Metazoa, Nematoda, Chromadorea, Rhabditida, Anisakidae.
AUGAAUACUGGCGGUAUUCAUCGGUUGAAUUCACCACUAAAGAACUAUGAUAACUUCAAUUGUGCCUAUCGUAAGUCCAAGGAAAUCGUCUUCGAAGCGGUGAACUUGGAUGAAAAGUCGAACAGAACCGAUGAAAGCAAAAAACGUGAGGUGAUGGAUUUGUAUAGGAAAGGAAUAAAACAAUUCGAAACGGCUUUGAAAUACGCGAAAAUGGCGGUUCCAUUGGAGAAGAGUGACGAGGUAGAGAAGCACCGCGUGGCCAUCGAAAAAAAUUUGCGAUCCACGCAAGGAAGGCUCAAUGAUUUAGGUAAUUUUUGCAAAGAUUUUUGA